This is a messenger RNA of Eriocheir sinensis (Chinese mitten crab), 4081 nucleotides long. RefSeq names its product zinc finger protein 239-like. The record is from RefSeq and is a predicted model, not a curated record. The coding region runs from base 1332 to 2666 and encodes 444 amino acids. The transcript is spliced from 2 exons. Gene Ontology annotation, molecular function: DNA-binding transcription factor activity, RNA polymerase II-specific; RNA polymerase II cis-regulatory region sequence-specific DNA binding. NCBI's taxonomy places the organism in Eukaryota, Metazoa, Arthropoda, Malacostraca, Decapoda, Varunidae. Gene Ontology annotation, biological process: regulation of transcription by RNA polymerase II.
UUAGCCAUUGGGGUACUAGUCUUUGGCCGACUCGGUAAGGAGUGGCUCUCCCGUCACGCUGGUCGCGGGUUCAAUCCCAGGCAGCCGGGGAAUACCCUCACUCUUGAUUAAUUUCUCGUGUUAUUUCGAUACACGCAGAGGACGUGUUGAGAAAUAGGAAGGAUGGAAAGUAAGCUCGUCGGGGCAUUACAGUGGUGGCAUAGCGGUGGGCAUCCUCUCCUGCAGCUCUGUUGUUGAGUUUCCCCGAAGGGGUAACAGGUAGGAUGGCCCAUGCUCCGAGGUUGAUAGAAAAUGGGAAUGUUGGAGGUAUGUCUAAAAAGGACAUUGUGGAGUUAUGUCUCAAAGGGACAUUGUCAACACACAGAAAUUAAUCUACAUAGGGGGGAAAGCCGUGUAGUGCGGCGACGGCCUGAUGAACGAGCCUCCCAUAAUUAACCCACUUAGCCAGUGGGGUACCUCUUUGGCCGACUCGGUAAGGAGUGGCUCUCCCGUCACGCUGGUCGCGGGUUCAAUCCCAGGCAGCCGGGGAAUACCCUCACUCUUGAUUAAUUUCUCGUGUUAUUUCGAUACACGCAGAGGACGUGUUGAGAAAUAGGAAGGAUGGAAAAGAAAGCUCGUCGGGGCAUUACACUGGGACUGAGUGCUGAAGCAAAUGAGAGAAUUAUAGAAAUCAUGAAGAGUUUUCUGUGGUGUGUAAGAAAUAGGGAAUAGGAUGAUUAGUAAUGGAUACUGCUUGUUUUGUUUUAUUUUUCCAGGUUGUGCCGAUAUGAAGGCUGACUCUCCAACGGGUCACUGUACAGCAAGAGCAAGAGCAAACUCGCUGCUGCUGACUCCUGUUUCUGCUGCUGCCCCUGCUGACUCCUGCUGCUGCUGCUGGUGACCCUGCUGACUCCUGCUGCUGGUGGUGCUGCUGCUGACCCCUGCUGGUGCUGGUGCCGCCGUCAGAGUCAGCACUCCACACAGCAGCCUCCGUCCAGUGGUGACCCCAAGACUCCGUGCCCGGGGCGAGCCCCGCCGGUGCUGUGCAGAAGUGAGGGUCUGAGGCGGUGCUGUGCUCAGCGCUCCUGCGUCUUUGCUGCCGCUGAUCUCUGUUGCAGUGGAGGCUGCAAGGUAGGGCACCAGCCUGAGUGCCCGGGACCAGCAGGAACAGACUGUCUGUGGUGUGAGGAUCAGGGGUGACCAGGAGAGCCUCACCACCACCACCACCACCACCACCACCUUGCUGCUGGCAUCUCCAGCCAUAAAGGAAAGGAAAAGUUUGAGUGCAAGAAGACUUGAGAGUGAGAGCAGGUCCACUAGACACAGCCUUCCACACACUGGUGAAGGAAACCAUGAGUGCCAAGAGUGUGGGAAAAGACUCCCUGGGAAGGGUGACCUCACCAAGUACACCCACACACUCUGGUGAAAGACCUCAUGAAUGCCGUAAGUGUGGGAAAACGUUCAAUCAGAAGAGUAACCUCAACAGACACACCCUUACACACACUGGUGAAAGACCUCAUGAAUGCCGUGAGUGUGGCAAAAAGUUCAGUCAGAAGAGUAACCUCAACACACACACCCUUACACACACUGGUGAAAGACCUCAUGAAUGCCAUGAGUGUGACAAAACGUUCAGCAGUAAGAGUGACCUCAAGAAACACACCCUUACACACACUGGUGAAAGACCUCAUGAAUGCCGUGAGUGUGGCAAAAAGUUCAAUCAGAGGAGUAACCUCAACACACACACCCUUACACACACUGGUGAAAGACCUCAUGAAUGCCGUGAGUGUGGCAAAAAGUUCAAUCAGAGGAGUAACCUCAACACACACACCCUUACACACACUGGUGAAAGACCUCAUGAAUGCCAUGAGUGUGGCAAAAAGUUCCAUCAGAAGAGUCACCUCAAGAAUCACACCCUUACACACACUGGUGAAAGACUUCAUGAAUGCUAUGAGUGUGGCAAAAAGUUCCAUCAGAAGAGUCACCUCAAGAAUCACACCCUUACACACACUGGUGAAAGACUUCAUGAAUGCUAUGAGUGUGGCAAAAAGUUCCAUCAGAAGAGUCACCUCAAGAAUCACACCCUUACACACACUGGUGAAAGACCUCAUGAAUGCCGUGAGUGUGGCAAAAAGUUCAAUCAGAGGAGUAACCUCAACACACACACCCUUACACACACUGGUGAAAGACCUCAUGAAUGCUAUGAGUGUGGCAAAAAGUUCCAUCAGAAGAGUCACCUCAAGAAUCACACCCUUACACACACUGGUGAAAGACUUCAUGAAUGCUAUGAGUGUGGCAAAAAGUUCCAUCAGAAGAGUCACCUCGAGAAACACACCCUUACACACACUGGUGAAAGUCCUCAUGAAUGCAGUGAGUGUGGCAAAAAGUUCAAUCAGAAGAGUACCCUCAACACACACACCCUUAUACACACUGGUGAAAGACCUCAUGAAUGUCAUGAGUGUGGCAAAAAGUUCAAUCAGAAGAGUACCCUCAACACACACACCCUUAGACACAGUGGUGAAAGACCUCAUGAAUGCCAAGAGUGUGGCAAGAGGUUCAUUUCUAUGUCUGUGUUGAACAAGCACAUCUUCAGACACUCUGGCCUGAGAGAGUUCAAGUGUGAUGUUUGUAAGAAACAUUUCAAGACCAAGGGGGAUAUUGCCCAGCACAUGAAGAUUCACUUCCCCUGAGGUGCCGUGUUGUGCUGCUCGAUGUGUUAUGCAUGUGUGUGUGUGUGUGUGUGUGUGUGUGAAGAAUAGAAGAAUAGAAUAGAAUGCAUUUAUUGCUCAGACUUUUACAAUAAAAGUAUGGAGCACAGCCCCUGUGUAACCAGUUAUAUCAUCAACUCUAUCUAAAAUGCCUCAGAACUAAUUUAAUAAAAUGAGCCAAAUUGCUUAGCAUGUGCACAUUCAUCCCCUAUUUGUUCACCAUUACAUUUAUCACAAUACCAUUCUUCUCUUCUGAUAUCACGGUACCUGCCACUAACAACUGGUAAUUGGUUAUUUCCUGUGAGAAUCUUACUUAUAUUAAUACGGUUCGUUUUACUUAGUUUAACAAGGUAAUCCUCAAUCCCAUAAAUUUCUUUAUACAUACUGUAACUACUACAUAUGCCUUUUGUUGUUAUAUUCCUAUACCAAGUUGAUAUCCAUAAAUAUUUCAACCUCUGCUCAACGGUCUUCCUAAACAACUUAACAUUGUUGAUGGUUUGUGGCUGCCAUACGCUUGACAGACCACAUUCAAUACAUAUACGUUUUAUAUAGUCCAACCAUGGCAAUAUAAAAGUACCAGACAUACAUAAGUGCAAUAAACAGGUGUACAUAACAUAACUCAGCUCAGUAUUUUUUCCCGUAAUUAACCUUGACCAAUAAUUUAUCAUCCUGCAUUUUAUAGAUAUUUCCAGUGGAUACAUUCCUGAUUCCCCAUAUACAAUAUCUGUACUUGUAUACCUAUGUACAUACAUUACGUAUUUAAGAUGCCUCAUCUGUAAAGAUUCCAGUUCCCUUAUAAUGUCAUAACCCCAUAUUUCGCAUGCGUAAGUCGCAGCUGUCACCACCAUACUAUUGUACAUUUCUAAUUGUAUAUCAAAUGGCAAAUCAUAUUUUCGAGAAGUCCCAAUCAGCUGAUACAUGACCGUAAGCCCCAAAUACACUGCCGAAUUUUGGCUCACGAAUGUGCGCGAAUAUGCAAGUCAUCCUCUGUCGCGAGCAAGUUCGGCAUCUUUCUUGCCUGUUCUUGGCCGUUCGGGGACAUGUCUGCGUCCACCACGCGACUUUUGACAGUUGGUCACGGCCGCCACGAAAGUUUCAUGUUGCAUGAAAAAUUCGCGGCCGUUCGCCGAAUGUGCACGAAUGUAAAAUGGACGCCGAAUUGUUGCCGAAAUGUCGCUGACAAUUCGGCAUCCGAUUCGCGGUGUUCGGCGAAUUGUCGCCGAAUUUUGACCGUUGAAAUUUUAAUUUUAUUGGCAAAUUUGUCGCCGACUCUUCGGGGACAUGUUGCCGAAUGGCCAAGACUAUUUGGGGACAUGUCCCCGAAUAUUCGGCGAAUUAAUCACGAUACGGCAAAUGGGUCUCGGUGGGAGGUGUACACGGGGGUCUGUCUAUCUAUC